Tarenaya hassleriana is the source of this 760-nucleotide messenger RNA. Its product is annotated as non-classical arabinogalactan protein 30-like. The coding region runs from base 40 to 600 and encodes 186 amino acids. NCBI's taxonomy places the organism in Eukaryota, Viridiplantae, Streptophyta, Magnoliopsida, Brassicales, Cleomaceae. The record is from RefSeq and is a predicted model, not a curated record. The transcript has a single exon.
UGCAUCUUCAUCUUCCACAGAGAAAAACCCAAGAAAUUAAUGGACAUCAAAGCCUCCUUGUCCACCGUCUUCCUCCUCCUCCUCUCGGCGGUGGAAUGGCCGUCGACUUCGGCGGAGGGUUACACUCCACCGGCUCCGACCACCGGAUAUCCCACCGGAAAGACGGUGGAAGCGGCGGUGGAAGGGAUGGUGUAUUGCCAAGCCUGCGACAAGUUCGGUUCUUGGUCACUGGAAGGGGCAAAACCCAUCAGUGGAGCCAAGGUCAGCGUCAUAUGCAAGAACCAUUACCAGCAGGUGAGCUUCUACAAGGUAUAUCAGACCGAUUCCAGCGGCCAUUUCUACGCAGAGCUCAAGGGUUUCAAGACGAGCCCUCAUUUCUUGGACCAUCCUCUUCACUCCUGUCGUGUCAAGCUUGUGUCUUCUCCACUCGAGGGCUGUAACCUAUUCUCUAACAUCAACAAUGCUCUUGAUGGUUCUCCUCUCCGGUAUGAGGACAAGAGAGUGAAGUGGACAACCUAUGAGGCAGUGGUCUAUGCGGCCGGGCCCUUGGCUUUCCGUCCUGACCACUGCCCCUCGGCUUCUCCAUCCACUUAUCCUUGAUUUGGGUUUUUCGGGCUUUAGGUUAUAUAUACUCAUUAUUAUAAGGCACCUCGCUCAUUUCCUCAUCUCUUUUCUGUUUGUUUUUUUUUUCCUUUUUGGUCAAGAAAUGUAAUGUAAUGGGAAACAUGUGUAUCCUCUAUAUCGAGUUUGAGAAGAACCA